Messenger RNA from Pimephales promelas (fathead minnow), 1961 nucleotides. RefSeq lists its product as uncharacterized. The record is from RefSeq and is a predicted model, not a curated record. NCBI's taxonomy places the organism in Eukaryota, Metazoa, Chordata, Actinopteri, Cypriniformes, Leuciscidae.
UCUCUUGCAGGAUCUUCUUCUAAUCCUCGAAAACGUCAGGUGCGAUUUUCAGCACGUCAUGACAUCCUGCUCCUACGUGAGGACGAGAACUUUGAGGUGGAUGGACGCAGAUGCAGAGAGAGGACUAUGCUACUACUGGAUUAUUAUAAAAAACAGGACUUUGCCAGUCUGCGCAGGUUUGGUACGGAGCGGCUAUAUGCACAGAAAGAAGACCUAUUGCACGAAGCGCUGGAGCUGGAAGCCGAGAAGAAUCUUCUAGCGAGUGGGGAAAAUAAAUACCAAGAUGAAGAGCUCAGGAAGAGAGCACUGGAAGAAAUAUCAUCCCUUGAGCCUGACAAAUCCACCGUGCUGUCAGUAACAACAGCUCCACCUGCUGUUGUAGCAAGCCCAGAACCUGAAGAGCAGGAGGAGGCUGAGCUCACAGCUCCUACAGCCAAACAGCCAUGUCAGUGCUGCUGCCAGACCUAUUCAGAGAUCCUGAGCUUUCUAGAAAAGCGCUUUGAAGCAGAGCAGAGUCUGCGAGAGGAGGAGAUGGCACUGAGAAGAGAGGAGCUAGAAAUCCAGAGGAGUAAGAUUGCCCUGGAUCGAGAGCGUCUAGGAGCAGAGAGAAAAGAGCGGGAACGACGGUUUGAGCUGGAGAGUCAGGAAAGACAGGUCAUACUCGACUUGUUGAAAGAGAAGGUCCUAAAGAAUGAACGGAACUCUGACUGAAAUUAAAAGUUUUUCUUUUCAGUCUUUGAUGUUGAACUCUCCUUCCAACCAAUGCUAGCAUUUCACUUUCCUUGUUUAAUUUGAUCUCCUUAAAGUAUGAAAAUAAUAUAAACCUAUAAUAAUAUAGUAUAUAUAUCAUUUAAUGCAAUGGGUAAAUGUCUUGAGAUAUGAUUGCAUUCUUUGGAUUACCUGAAGGAGGGAACGGAGACGUAGUCCCGUCGCCACUAUUGCUGUAUCACCGCUGACUCAGAGUUAUGCUCAACUCCUCAGCGAAAAACAACUAGAAUGUGCAUCCGCUUCUGUAUUUAUACCCGCGCCGCAGGGGAGGUGUGUGUAAUACAUUUCACACAGAACACUGACCCCAGGUUUCAAAGACAAGGCUUAAGCCUAGUCCCAGACUAAAAUGCAUGUUUGAACUGUUUAACUGAAAGGAAUUUGCACUGACCUAUUUUAAAAUAGGUCAGUGCCAUUGUUUUGUCACAAGAUGCACACCAGUAAUGUUUUUCCAGGGAUUUAUAAAAGGUACUUUCAUGUCCUAAUUGAACUAAAACAUAAUCCUGUCUUAAUCUAAACCCUGUCGGUGAAACCACGCCUGAAUUUAGUAACUGCUGUAAUGCUUAAUUUUAGAUCCAGUAAUGGCAUGAUUAGAUCAUUGUCUACACUGACUUCAGUGUGCUCAAAGCUGUGCUUAAUUGAAGCUAUUGCAAUUGUGAUAUACCACUGAAUACAGAAACUGUUGCAGUACAUUUAUCAGUACAAGUUUUAUUGGUAAAAUGUUUGCAGACCUUAAUCACUUCACCAUAAAGGUAAAGCUAUUUUAGUUUCGCUUAAUAGAUGAAUCGCUUAAUCUCUAAUAUCAGUUUAAUCUCGGGUGUAAGUGUUAGUGAUUGUGUUAUUAUUUUUCUUCUAAGUAACCUGUUCCCAGAGAUCAUAAUUAAUGCCACAUUUGGUUUAUGUGUAGACCAUUGUGGUUUUCUUCUGCAUUUAAAUCUUUGUUGUGUAAUGUUGCAAAGUUGUGUAAGUAAAGUUUAACUUUAUUAAAAUGUUACCUUUUAUUCAAAUUGUGCUAUUUUGCUAAGUGUGUUUAAUAAGUGGAGUAAACAGGGGAAAAGGACAGAAAAAGCUACAUACAAUGCUUCAAUGUUAUUGGUUUCAUCAACUUUUCUUUACGAAAAAUUAUGAAAAAGCGUAAUGGUUGACUUGGAUUGUGUAUGCUUUGGUAACAAAUCACAUUAAAGCCUUGAUGUUGA